Messenger RNA from Sander lucioperca (pikeperch), 3091 nucleotides. Its product is annotated as intestinal mucin-like protein. The record is from RefSeq and is a predicted model, not a curated record. NCBI's taxonomy places the organism in Eukaryota, Metazoa, Chordata, Actinopteri, Perciformes, Percidae. Gene Ontology annotation, molecular function: protein binding. Gene Ontology annotation, cellular component: extracellular matrix. The transcript has 18 exons. Bases 206 to 2530 code for a protein of 774 amino acids.
AACACCUACCACAACAACGGUCACAGAAAAACCUACCACAACAGUCACAGGAGAACCUAUCACAACAACAGUCACAGAAAAACCUACCACAACAGUCAAACAUACCACAGAAAAACCCACGAUAACCACUGAAACUCCAACUAUAACACCUUCAACUCUUCAGUCUUCAACACCAGGCAGAACAACUUUAUGUUUCUGCAAGUACAUGGAUCAACUUUUUUCUCCUGGUAGCUUCAUGUACAAUAAGACUGAUGGAGAAGGCUGGUGUUUCACUGCAUAUUGCAAUUCGACAUGCAAUGUGGAGAAGCUUGCUAGACCAUGUCACUCUACUACUUCAACUACUCAAACCACUACCAUAAUAAGCACUACAAAACAACCUAUUGACUGUUCAUAUCUUAAUCCACCUAGAAAGCAUGGUGAGUCCUGGAGUUUAAAUAACUGCACCAGAGAUACAUGCAACAAUGGAAGGGUAAUGACAGACCAUGUGCCAUGUAAACCAGUGACCGAGACUGUAUGUGAAAAUGGGCUCCAACCAGUCAGGGUUUACGAUGAAGGAGGCUGCUGUUUCCACUAUGAAUGCACUUGUGUUUGUUAUGGCUGGGGAGAUCCUCAUUAUGUGACAUUUGAUGGCCAGUAUUACAGCAUGCAAAAAAACUGCACAUAUAUCCUCGUGAAAGAGAUCAUUCCUCAACACAAUUUUAAGAUUCUUAUCAACAACGAAAACUGUGAUGCCUCUGGAACUGUGACCUGUGCUAAAUCCUUGAUUGUGUAUUACAAAAACUAUGAAGUUAUUCUUACACAGGACAGAAUCCCAAAGACCUUGAACAAGGUGUAUGUCAACGGCAAGCAGGUAGUCCCAACCUACCUUAAUGAUGACUUCAUCAUAACAAGUACAGCAAUUGAGCUGCUCUUGAGAAUCCCAGCAAUUAAUGCAGUUGUGAUGUUCAAAGGGCUUUUGUUCAGCGUUGACUUGCCGUUUGCCCUUUUCCACAACAACACAGAGGGACAGUGUGGUACCUGUGACAAUAACAGGAAAAAUGACUGCAGAUUACCAAAUGGCCAGAUUAAUCCUACAUGCUCAGAGAUGGGAAAUUGGUCUGUACCAGAUAAGAACAAGCCAUAUUGUGAUAAGCAGCCUCCAACACCAACCCCAACACCAAAUACACUAAUACCCUGCAAACCUGACAUUUGUGAAAUUCUGAUCAGCAAGGUGUUUGAACAAUGCCACAAAGUACUCUCACCACUUCCAUUUUAUGAGGCCUGUAAAUUUGAUGUUUGCCACGAGGACAAACCCAACUUCGGUUGUUUCAGUAUGGAGGCGUACUCCAAGAUGUGUGCUGAAGCAUCUGUCUGCAUACCCUGGAGGAAUGCUACAAACGGACUGUGUGAAUAUACAUGUCCAGAAAACAAGGUCUACAAGGCUUGUGGACCAGCUGUUGUACAAACUUGCAAUGCAAGAUACAAUGAAGAGUAUGCACGAAAAUGCCAGGGAAACAAUGGAAACCAGAACCAAGCUUGUACUGGCUUCAUGGAGGGAUGUUUCUGCCCAGAGGGGCUGACUCUGUUCAGUUCAAAUUCUGACCUUUGUGUCUCCGUCUGUUGCACUGGACCUGAUGGCCAACCUAAACAGCUUGGUGAGACUUGGCAGAGCGGCUGUAAGCAGUGUGCUUGUGAUAAGAACGCUCUGAGCGUUCGGUGUGAGCCUCGAAUAUGUCCCACUCAAGAACCAAUAACCUGUACUGAGGAAGGAGAGGUGUUGGUGGCCCACACAGUGGACUGCUGUGAGAGACUGACCUGUGUACCUAAAGGCGUCUGUGUCUUCAAUGGCACUGAGUACCAGCCCGGUAUGGAUUUCUCCAAAAACCCAUGUGAAUCAUGCCGCUGUACUGAAAGUCAGGAUCCCAACAGCAAGUUGAACACUAUUAUAUGUAAUGUGAAGCUGUGUUCCCCACCUUGUUCAGAGGGCUAUGUGUAUGAAAACACACCUGGACAAUGUUGUGGAUCAUGUAAAAAAAAUAGCUGUGUUAUGGAGGUCCCAGGCUUCACUUCUCCAAUAAUUAUUAAGCCUUCUGAGUCUUGGUCACCACCAAAUGACAACUGUACCAAGUAUGAUUGCCAAAAGGUGAAGAAUGAGUUCAUAAUCUUUAAAAAACAAACAACAUGUCCUGCAUUUGAUCCAGAGAACUGCGUUCCUGGAACUGAACAAAGUGACAUCAACGGUUGUUGCAAAACUUGUACUCCUCUUACGAACUGUCAAAUGACCAGGAACACCACCUAUCUGCAGACAAAGAACUGCAAGUCAGUUGUGCCAGUGGAAAUCACAGCCUGUGCAGGAUCCUGUGGCGCAUCCUCAUCAAUGUACUCUGCAGAAAACAACCGUUUGAUGCAUUCGUGCUCAUGCUGUCAAGAAAUGACCACCAGUAAGAAGAACGUGAAGAUGACCUGCGCUGAUGGCAGCAUGACGGAGCUCUCCUACAUUUCAGUUGACAAGUGUGGUUGCCAAGUCGCUGAAUGUAAAGAUAACAUUUAAAACUAAACUUAAUUAAAGGGAACUCUAACUAAUAUACUUUAUUAAACUUAAACAACUCCUCUCCAAAAACUAUUAGAGUCAAGACUCAAUAUGUGAAGACACACACACUCCUUUGGAUUCAGCAUCGCCAAAUAAGGGUGAAUAAAUAAAACCUUUUAAACAGCAGAGAUGUUGUGUCCUGGUGUCUCUUUUAGCUUUUGAAGAGGUUGAUCUUUUUGAAAACUAAACAAUGUGGUGUUUUCAGUCUUAGAGGGUCUUUUUCUUACUUUUACUGUAUAUGAUUUGAGAGACAAAAGACACAUGAAUGGCUUUAGAUAUUACAGUACAUUGUCUUUUGGGGAAUGGGAUUAUAUUUGUGGUAAAGUGUGAAAGAUUUAAAACAUGGAUUAAUUUUUGAUAGUUUUUCAUUAUUUCUAACAGCACCAUUAACAUAAAUUAUCUUACAACCCACUGAAUAUAUAAUGAAAAGAGUGUAAAGAAUAUCCAAACUAUCUUCGUCCAUCAUCUGAUGUUUUAAAUCUGAAUGUCUUCAGUGUCAUUAAAACUUUCAUUCUUGCUGAA